CAAGGAGGUGGCAUUGAAGAUUUUGCAUAAAAGUCUCCCGUCAGUGCUGUUUUGGAGCUGGGUUUUUUAAGAGCUGCUGGACACUUUUGAAUGUAGCUGACAAUGUAUGAACCACUCAUCCUGCCAUGGCUUCUCUGUUCAUGUCUGUUAUCUGCAGUAACUCUGGCUGUGCUGUAUUUCACAAGGAAGAUGUACGGAUUUGUGCCAGGCGACAGAUCUCCUCCAAGCCUCCCCUCAUUGCCCAUCAUUGGGAGUCUCCUCAGCCUAGUGAGCGACCUUCCUCCACACAUCGUCUUUCAACAACUGCAGAAGAAAUACAGAGAUCUUUAUUCCCUCAUGAUGGGCUCCCACAAAAUCCUUAUCGUGAACAACCACCAUCAUGCAAAAGAGGUCCUGAUCAAAAAAGGAAAAAUAUUUGCAGGGAGGCCACGAACUGUUACAUCAGACUUGUUAACUCGAGAUAGGAAAGAUAUAGCAUUUGCUGACUACAGUUCCACAUGGAAGUUCCAUCGGAAAUUGGUGCAUGGAGCUCUUUGCAUGUUUGGUGAAGGUUCAGUUUCUAUUGAGAAGAUAAUUUUCAGGGAGGCGAGCUCUUUGUGUGAUGUGUUGACUGAAACCCAGAACAGCGCUGUGGAUCUGGCACCGGAGCUGACGCGUGCCGUCACAAACGUGGUGUGUGCUUUGUGUUUCAACUCCUCAUACAAACGUGGGGAUGCUGAGUUUGAGUCCAUGCUCCAGUACAACCAGGGCAUCAUAGAUACAGUCGCUAAGGACAGCUUGGUGGAUAUUUUUCCAUGGCUGCAGAUAUUCCCAAAUAAAGACCUCAGAAUCUUAAGACAGUGUGUUUCCAUCAGAGACAAACUGCUUCAAAAGAAAUACGAGGAACACAAGGUGGAUUACAGUGAUAACGCCCAGCGGGACCUCUUGGAUGCGCUUCUGAGGGCCAAACGCAGUUCAGAAAAUAACAACACCAGCACUCAAGAUGUUGGUUUAACUGAAGACCACCUGCUCAUGACUGUGGGGGACAUCUUCGGAGCAGGGGUGGAAACCAAGACCACUGUACUGAAAUGGUCAAUAGCUUACCUUAUCCAUAAUCCACAGGUGCAGAGAAAGAUUCAGGAGGAGCUAGACAAUAAGAUUGGAAAAGACAGACAACCUCAGCUCGGUGAUAGAGGGAAUUUGCCUUACCUAGAGGCCACUAUAGUCAUGAGGAUCCGACCCGUCACGCCCCUCAUCCCUCAUGUGGCACUCCAAGAAAACAGUGUGGGAGAAUACACUGUGCAGAAAGGGACCCGAGUCAUUAUUAAUCUGUGGUCUUUACAUCAUGAUGAGAAGGAAUGGAAGAAUCCUGAGCUGUUUGACCCAGAACGAUUUCUGAACGAGGAGGGUGAUGGUUUGUGCUGCCCAUCCGCCAGCUACCUGCCAUUCGGCGCAGGGAUACGUGUUUGUCUCGGUGAGGCCAUGGCAAAGAUGGAACUCUUCCUCUUCCUGUCAUGGAUUUUGCAAAGGUUCACCCUAGAGAUGCCCGCUGGCCAGCCUCUGCCCAACCUCCAGGGCAAGUUUGGUGUGGUUCUUCAACCUGAGAGAUACAAGGUCGUUGCUAAACUAAGAGCAGACUGGGAAAAAUUCCCACUAAGGCAGCACUGCUAAAUAAAUGUCUGUCUUUUCUACUCUGUGAUAUUUGUAAACAUUUUUGAUGAAGGCUACUAUCAAAUAUCACAAAUCAAACAUGACUAAAAAGCAUAUCUUGAGACAAUAUAGAUCCAUCUUCAACAGUAUUGAAUAAAGUGUAGCAGAUGGGUUCUGGAAGUAAAAAUCCGAUCAAUUUGCUCCACAGGGGAAUUGAUUUUUAACACGCACUUAUAAACCUUUACAGACAGACCUGCUGUGAGUUAUGAGGUUGUUAAUCAAUGGUAUACUGUAUGUUUUUCGUUCAAGCCAAUCAAUCUACAUUAUCAUAUAUAUAACAUAUAUACAUUGUUUCUAUAAACAUCAACAUUUUAUAUUUAUCCACCAUUUUUAAUUUAAUUAUGUUUGUUUAUUAUUUCCCUCAUUAAAGUGAAAUAGCGAGU
Messenger RNA from Megalobrama amblycephala (Wuchang bream), 2072 nucleotides. Its product is annotated as steroid 17-alpha-hydroxylase/17,20 lyase-like. Gene Ontology annotation, molecular function: heme binding; steroid 17-alpha-monooxygenase activity; iron ion binding. NCBI's taxonomy places the organism in Eukaryota, Metazoa, Chordata, Actinopteri, Cypriniformes, Xenocyprididae. Gene Ontology annotation, biological process: hormone biosynthetic process; progesterone metabolic process. The record is from RefSeq and is a predicted model, not a curated record.